AUGAAAUAGCUUUCACUUUUGAUAUUUGAAUAUUUGAAGACCAAGUUUCAGCAUGUCGCCACAAAGCAAGUGAAAUAUAAGUAUCAUCUAGAAAUGGAAUAGGGAGAGUGUAUGAAUAUCAUGAGCAAUAAAGGAAACAAGGUUAAGAGCACUUACAUUAAUUUUUCAGUAUUAAACCUGUUUUUCAAAUAAUUUGAACGGAUCGGAGUAGUAAUUUAUUUUAUUGUGAUGAUUCUCCAUUUUUCUGUAUUUGGAGCAACUAGUGAAGAACUUGUAGUGUAUGUAGUGCCUCUAACAAUGCAUUUGGUGCUAUAAAUAUCCAAAGCUCUUUACUUUGAUCAUAUCAAGAGAAAGGAGGACUUUGUUGUCAAUGGUCGAAAGGUGACUCGUUUUCGUAGACUAAGAAGAGACAAACCCAAAUAAUUGAUCACUCAGUAGUAACAACAAUAAUAAUCAUCUUUCAAAAAGCCUAAGACAUCGUUAUAUGAGAAUUGUUCAUGGGAUUAAGUGGAAUUGGGUGAUAUCAUCUAUUUAAAACGAAAUGAAAUUUGCCCGGCUGACAUGUUGUUGUUGGAUGUGUCAGAUGAAAUUCUUUAAGUAUAAACUUAAAAUUUCAGAGGUCAAACUAUGGAUCAGACCAGGUAACCAACACAAUUGACAAUGUUAAAGAAUGGGCGAAACAGAUUGCAAGGGUUUGAUUACAAGAAGCUAUUAACAGGUAGCAUUCAGUACAACAUUCAAGAUGGUUAGAUAUUCGGAUUUAUUAAAUUGAAAAAGGAUCCCAAGGGGGAGCAAUUCGAGAAUAGAAAUAUCAUAUUUAGAGAAGAGUAAUUGAAGACAUGCUAAUAUGUGAUUGGAGUGGUAUUGCAGACUGGCAAUAAUUGUUUUUGUUACUUGAACAUGGAGAAGUAGGAAAAGAAAUCGUUUUUUGUUAAGAAAUCCAGUAUGUUUUUUGCACUCACUCUUGGGAUAUCGUUGAUCAUAUCAAUUUUCAGUUGGUUUCUCGCUUCGUUUGCAGCAUGUUUACCAUACAAUCAAGCUGAUUUUGAUAUCAUCACUCUAGUUUUCUAUUUGCUUCAGUAUUUGAAGACAACUCCAAUAUACUUUUACAAUUGCAUUGAUUUAAUUGAAGUAUUAAAUGCACACCUCAAGUUUACAAAAUACAAGGGAUUCCAGAGUACCAGCAUUGAUUAUAUGCAAUUAAAUCCAGUAUCUGUUGGAGACAUGGUAAUGACAGAAUAUGUGUGUUUCGAUAAGACAGGGACGAUCACUACUGGAGAAUGUAGGAUUCAUGCUCUGAUAGUGGAAGAUACAAUGUAUAAGUUCAGUUACAACAAAAUGAAUAAAAAUUAAUGGAAUAUCUUUAAGGAAAACAUUCAAAACUAAAUCAAACAGGAUCCAAACUUUUAGAUGGAGGAGAUUGACGAGUCAGAUCCUGAGAUUUAAUCUAAAAAGAUUAGACAUACAGGAAUAUUCAAAUUGACUAUUCAACACAGGACUUCAAAGAAGAUACCCAGUUAUGAAUCAGGGAGACAAGACUUGGCUAGUAGUAAAAGUAUUGCAAAUCCAAUGGAUGACGGAGAUGGAGAAUUUGAGAAUAUGAAAUUGGAAGAUUUUGAUGACACUCAUUACAGAAUCACUCCUGAACUAUGUACUAAUAAACCAAAGCCAUUCUUCAAUAAGAAGGCCCUUGCUACUGCUCCUGUCUAAGUAGGUGCUAGUUAAGGGGGUUUGCACUAACUUCAAGAGGAUGAAAUGCUCAUCAAGUAAUCAUCUUAUAAGGAUGAGCAAAGAUCAUUUGAUAACAAAUCGAUAAUGAGUAGGAAGAUACUGGAGAAUUCAUCAAGAGAUAUGAAGAGAUAACAGAGCAUUAAAAAGUCUAUGCAAAUGGAUAAGGUUGCUGAGGAGGACUUGGAAGUGAUCUUUUCAAGAGAGAAUGAUUUCUAUAAGCAUCUUAUUCAUGGAUUGAAUAAGUUAUUGUAUUAGGAAGCCAUUUUGUCACUCCUUUUGUGUUAAGAGAUUGUUUCCAGAUACUCUCCAAGUGAAGAUCAUUUCAUGCAUGAUUCAACACAAUUUACAUUUGAUUAGGAACUCCUAAGAUUUGUCAGUCUGUUGGACAUUAAAUUUUUAUGUUGCAAUGAAUUCAAUGGUAAAGUGGUCUAUAUAAUCGAUUUCUUUGGUGAAGUGUUGGAAUUUCAGGUUAUGGCCAAUUAUCAUAAUGGCACACAGCAGGGAGUGUUAGUACUCUAUCCUGAUAAAUUGCAAGAGAAGUUUCUAUUGAUUAAUGAGAGUGAUCCAAUGGAAAGUUUACAAUACAUAUUUAUUAUGAGAGAAGAAACCAAUUCAUUGCCUGUCUACAUUGAUGUUGAUAAAGGAAGCAGGGAAUAUUGGGAUAAGGUAUUCCAGAAAUUACACAUGUGUGGAAUGAGAUCAGUAAUCUAUUCCAAAGUGUACUUAAAGGAGAAAGAUGCAAGUCUGUUUAUGUCUCGUUAUCAAGGAGAAGAAGGAAUGAAUGCUUUUAAUGAACUCUCCAAAGAUAUGCAGAUAAUCCAAGUUGUUGGUGUCAAGGAAUAGAUGCGAAAAGACACCAAACCUUUGAUUAAUCAAAUGAAACAGGCUGAUCUCAGUUUGUAUCUUUUGAGUGGAGAUGAAAUCAGCAGAGUAUUGCCAAUCGCUUUCAAAUCAAAAAUAGUCAAUCAUCAUGACACUCUGCUCUACUUAGACAACGAGAAUGCUAGAGUGGUGAUGAAGAACCAUCUUACCAUCAUCUCACAAUAACUUAAAUUGGAUGAACAGGCAUCGUCCAAACCCUUGAGAAUGAGCACUCUUGACAAGUAUCAUAAGACUUUCACUUAAGAGGAGAAGUAUACAACCUAUCCUGAUAUCAAAUCGUUUAGCAUUGUUUUGAGUGGUGAGUAUUUCAAUGACAUCCUCUCUGACAGUUACCUAUUGUCUCACUUUAUGUUUCUGCUUUAUUUUAGCAAUUCUUUGGUGGCUUAUAAACUUAAUUACAAUCAGAAGGCUAAGAUCAUCAAUAUCAUCUAGACUUCCUUUAUUGGCAACAAACGAGUUUUGGCUGUUGGCGACUCAUUUAAUGAUAUUCACAUGUUUUGUCAAGCCAAUAUUGGAGUGCAGUUUUGCCAUUUCCCUAUGUAGAAUCAGUCUUAUUAGAGGGGCAAUACAAAAUUAAAGUUAAACAGGAAAGUCACUUCUAAUAAAUUAUUGGAUAAUCCCUUAAAUCGUAAAUUCUUAUAAAAUGAAAUGUGGAUCAUACCCACUGCUGAUGUUUGUUUGAAGGAUUAUGUUAAUUUAAGUGCCUUAAUGUUUUUUGAGAGCAGAAUAUUUGCUGAAGUCUAUGAUGAUUUAUUAGUUUUCUCGUUUUAUAGAUCAUUACUUAUAAUUUAUAUAUUAUUUCUCUAUUAUGCAACCUAUUGUAGUUAGAACAACACUAUAUUUACAGGUACUUGGCUCACUGUAUAUUAAAGCAUCCUCUUAUUUAUUCAACAAUUGGUAAGUUUGAAAUCGAAAAUGCGAAGAUAAUAUGAUAAAGACUCAAUUACCUACAUAGAAUAAUUCAAGAACAACAUUAAGAUAUUCAAAAAGAAGAAGGUCGCCUCCUUCAUCCUCAAGAUCAACGGAAAUGCCUUAUUGGAUGCAGUCUUGCUCUACAUUUCCCUAAGAAUAUUGGACGACAUUCCCAUAGACACUUUCAAGCAAAUGCUCCUAAUCUUGUUGAUACUGAGCGAUAUCGUUAAGUUGAUUGUCUCUACUAAUUACAGCAAAUAUGCUUGGAUUGCCUUUAUUAGCACAUACUGUCUAUGCUGGCUCCUGAUGGCAAUUCUCACUGCAUACUUCGACAAUAUGGAUGGCUUUAUACUCAUGUUCACAUUGCCACAAACUUGGUUGGCUCUAUUUUCCUAUGUUUUUACACAAUACUGUUUUAGUAGUAUCAUUGAGAUGAUUCAAUCCCUCUUUUGUUAAUCCCUCAUUGAUAAAGAGCAAUACGAGGAGGUUUAGAAUUUCAUUGUGAAACCACCCAAAAACGGUGCCAAAAAGUAUCAUAAUUUGAUCAAAAGAUUCGCAUAACUGGCUGGAAAGGUGUUUAAAAAGAAUAAGGAUGAGAUGGAUAUUGCAAUAUAGGAUGUGAUAUGCGAACUAAAGGUGAAUUCUGAUAGGAUCAACAAACUGACCUUGAGAUUUCUAAACAAGGACACAGAGAUGAAGUUCAAAAGGAUGUCCAAAUUGAGGUGGAUCAAAUUCGAGAAACUCAAAUUAGGGUUAUAACUCAUUUUUUUGGAAGUCUUCGCUCUAAUCAUAUAUAUAUUAACCUACAAAACUGAUGUUUAAACCAGGACUUACUUCAUUAUAUACAUCCUAAGCAUAAGUUGCCAAUCCAUAUUACUAAUAACAAUAUUUUCAAGUAUCUACUUGAAACAUUUCUUUUAAAUCAAUUUAAUUAUAGCUUGCAUUAGACUCCUAACCAAAAUGGUGUCUGAUUUUGCAUAGGAUGGAACCUACGACAUCCUAUUGAGUCAAUCCUACAUAGUGAUCAUAAUCUUUUCGAAAUUGCACAUCCCAUUGCUUAAUUUUACCAUAGCUACCUUGUCCAUAGUAGGAUUCUUUAGAAAAUUCUUGGCUGGAAAGGAUUACUACCAGAUAAUCAACGGCAAUUUGAUAGUGCUGAUAACUCUAAUCCUAUUCAUAUCCUUGCAAUACAAAUUGAAUAUGCUGGAGAAGUAGGAUUUCAUGUUGACUGCAACACUCAAUCAGGAGACCACACAAAUGACCAAUGUGCUGUCCAUUCUAUUGCCUAAGUUCAUUCGAGAUAGGAUCAAUGCAAAGGGGAUGUAUGAGAUACAGGAGAAUCAAGGAGAAGUCUCCAUUCUAUUCUGUGACAUAUGUGGAUUUGAUGAUUUGAUUGCAGUUGAGAAGGAGAACGUUGUUAAUCUAUUGGAUAGUCUAUUCAGAGGAUUUGAUGCUUUGUGUGUUUCUAAUGGGAUGCAAAAGAUUGAGACUGUAGGAAAGACCUACAUGGCAGCUGGAGGAUUGAGAGCAGUGGAUCAAGGCACAAAAUUCAUCAACCAAAGCGCUGUGAAAAGAGCAGUUUAAUUAUCCCUUGAGAUGAUGGAAUAUUCCAAGAAAUUCAAGUUUGGCUAGACUGGCAAUAUUAGAAUUAAAAUUGGCAUUCAUUAUGGCAGAGUGAUUGCUGGAGUUAUUGGACACCACAAGCCUCAGUUCUCAUUAAUUGGUGACACUGUUAACACAACAAGCAGAGUGUGUUCCACUGGCUAAGAUGGAGAAGUCACCAUUUCUAAUGAAGCCUAUAUGGAAUUGAACAUGCCAGACUUAUAGUUUAAUUAGAGGAAAGUCAAUGCUAAGGGUAAAGGAGAAUUGAUUACGUGGUAAAUCAUCACUCAGAUUAAGAGAAAUACUGAUAAGAAAGAAAGGAAAAAGAAGGGACUUAUCCCCAAAUUCGAUUCAAGUUAAUAAGAUCAGUAAACAAUGAAUAGACUAGAUCCUGUUACUCCUAAGACUGAACAUCGUUAAUUAAGAGUACCAUCACAAUCAAGAUAAUUUGAUAUGCUGACGAGUAAUUCCAGUCAGCGAAUUGAAAAAUAACUAUCUUAAGAAAAUAAUUCAAAUAGUCAAAUAUUGUUGAAGGAUUCAUUAUAAAAGGAUUUGGUUCCCAUUCGAAAACGAGGACAACGAGGUCCUACUUUAAUUAUGAAACAACAAGAUAAUAGAUCUGCUUUGGCUCUGCAAUUACAACAUUCAGGCAGUUAGAAUGCGAUCCAAUAAACUAGUAAUAGGAAUCUUCCUCCGAUUGUGGUUUAUUAGGCUGAAGAAAGUGCCCAUUCAAACAACAAUUUCAGAGAAGAAUCAUUUCAUGAAAAAAAUCAAACAAACCUACUCCAUGAUCUAUCUUAAAAGCUCAGAAGAGAUUUAUACAUUGAAAUGAUAGAUGAGGCACCAGAUUAUGAAAUUGAAAUUGAGAAAAUCUAAUUUGAUGAGGAUGAGCAAUUUGUUAGUGAAGCACUUUAGUUAGAGAAAUCAAAAUUCUACCUCGAUUUUAAAGAUAGCCAAAAGGAAUUGGGUAAAGAAUUUAUGGAUUAAAAAGAAGGCAUUAACAUAGUGUUAAUACUGUUAUUGCACUUUAUUUAAUAUGUCUCCAAGACCUUUUCUCUACUUUUUAUGUAAAAUGAACCAAAUUGGCUUGCUGUCUUUGUGAUACGAUUUAUAGUCUCCACUCUUUUGUUAGUAUUAGCAAUACUACAAAACAAGAAAUUAAAACAUCGCUUUUACAAAUACGAAUAUUUCUUGACUACUUAUAUUGCAUUGUUGAUCAGCAUAAUAUUGGAAUUUAUUAUCCUAACUAAGAAAUCAGUCGAAUUGUAAGCAGCAGAAGGAAUCCUACUAAUAUGCUUCUUCUCUUCAAUACCAAACAUCUCAAUAAAAUUCAAAAUUUGCUUUAAUUUUUGUUUUUUUGUAGCUCAAUUGUUGAUCGUCUUAAUUAAAUACGAAGAUUUAUCUGUAGCCUAUUACACUGUGUUUUAAAGUUGCAUGACCUUCAUUAUUUAAUACCAUUUAUUCUUCUAGGAUUUAGGUACAUUUAAUAACAAAAGAUCCCUUGAAACAAAGAAAUUGCAAACUUAAAAUUUGGUCAAGUAUCUACUACCAUCUCAUAUACUGAAAUAGUUCCUAUCAAAUACAAAUUAAAGAAUGGUGCUGGUUGAUUAAUUCGAAGAUGCCACAUUAUUAUUCGCAGACAUAGCUGGAUUUACUGAAUAUUCCAGCAAAGUUGAACCUGAACAAGUCGUAAAUAUGCUUAGGAAUCUAUUCACUGAAUUUGAUAAGAAAUGUUUAACUUAGAAUGCUUAUAAAUUGUACACAAUUGGAGAUUGUUAUGUUGCCUUUGGUAUCGUUGAUGUAACCCAAAGAAACCCAGCUUAGGAAGCCAGAAAUGUUGUUGAAUUGGGAUUCCAAAUGAUCGAAACUAUUAGACAAGUGAGAGCCAUCAUAGGGUUUGAUGGAUUGGAUAUGAGAAUUGGAAUUCACACAGGCUGUGUAAUUGGAGGAAUAUUGGGUACUGAAAUAGUGAGAUAUGAUGUUUAUGGAGCAGACGUAAUGAUUUCGAAUAAGAUGGAAUCCAAUGGAGAACGUGGCAAAGUCCAAGUGUCAGAGGAAACUAAACAAUUACUUGAACAAAGUUUCCCUGAUCAAUUUCUAUUUACUUUCAAUAAAGAAGUUGAAUUUAAAUCGAUUAAUCGCAAAACUAAAGGUUACUUCAUUGAACCAGUUAGAAAUGAUAGCAAUGAUGACUUUGAAGAUGUUAAGAACCUAUAAUUAGUUAAAGAGAUGGAUUAAUUAGAUUACGAUAGGAAAUGA
Messenger RNA from Paramecium tetraurelia, 7386 nucleotides. RefSeq lists its product as uncharacterized. Lineage: Eukaryota; Ciliophora; Oligohymenophorea; Peniculida; Parameciidae. The transcript has 5 exons. Gene Ontology annotation, biological process: cyclic nucleotide biosynthetic process; adenylate cyclase-activating G protein-coupled receptor signaling pathway; intracellular signal transduction. The record is from RefSeq and is a predicted model, not a curated record. Gene Ontology annotation, molecular function: adenylate cyclase activity.